AAGACAAAGAUCCCCCGUGUAGCUUUAGAACAGAUUGUUGGGGCAAGUGCUGUUAGCGAGCACCUAUGAAGGCCGGCACGGCACACGAGGGGGUGGGGUGGCCAACACCACGCCCGGCCGCCUUUGUCUCCCCAGUGGCGAUGUUCACAGUCCCGAUGAUCCGGAUGCCAAGUUAAUCGACACUGGGGGUGGUGUGGGUCGUGAGCGGGAAUCCAACUCGGGUUGCCAGCUGCUGGAAGGCGCCGGGGAUCGAGUUGGAGCUUCUGCUGCGAUCGGCUUGGUAGCUUCUGCGAAUCGAGGUGGAUCUGCUGGGUCAAGGUGGAUCUGCUGGAUCAAGGUGGAUCUGCUGGAUCAAGGUGGAUCUGCUGGAUCGAGGUGGAUCUGCUGGAUCAAGGUGGAUCUGCUGGGUCAAGGAGGAUCUACUGGAUCGAGGUGGAUCUGCUGGAUCAAGGAGGAUCUGCUGGGUCAAGGUUUACGUUUCGGAUCGGGCUGGGAAGUUGCCGAAUCAACGUGGAGAUUGCGGAUCAAGGCGGUGAUGAUGAUAGUGGUGGUUGUGUAAAGCAAGGUGCUGGAUCAAGGUGCUGGAUGAAGGUGGUGAUGGUGGUGGUGUGAAUCAAGCAGCUGGAUCAAGGUGCUGGAUCAAGAUGAUGAUGAUGAUGAUAGUGGUGGUUGCGUGAAUCACGGCGCUGGAUCAAGAUUGGAUCUUAAUCUUAAUUUCUUGGAUCUUGCCCGGGGGGUGAGCUGAGCUCUCCGUGGAGGUAGCAGCAGCAGCAGCAGCGUCUCGCGAAGUCGAUGGUGGUCUCGUGAUCUUCAGACGACGACAACUCUGGCGAGAGCCACCCGCCCAGCAACUGCAGCUCCACUGCUAGCGUGCUGCUGAUGCCAGCGACAGCAUGACGAGCGCUGAGAUCAAGAAGCCACCUGUGGCGCCCAAGCCGCGGCUGCCAGCGCCACCCCGGCCCUCCCAACCUCCCAGGCCGCCCGCCCCGCAGGCCAAUCACACCGACCGCGCCAACCACAAGGACCAGGGCGACCACACCGGGGAAGUAACCCACGCAGAUCGGGCCAACCACUCCGAUCAAAUCAACCACGCACCCCAGGCGAAUCACGCGGACCAGACUAACCACGCGCCCCAGGCGAAUCACGCGGACCAGAACAACCACACGGACCGGGUGAACGACGCCGAUCAAAUCGGCAAAACGGACCAGGCCAUCCACACCGGCGAGAUCGCUCACGCCGGGCAGGCGAAUAAUGCGUCGCCCAGGAGUCAGAAACCUCCCGUGGCCCCCAAACCUAAGGUGGCCAAGAAGCCGCCGGUGGCCGAGGUGAAGCCAACGCCGCAGCAGCCGCAGCAGCAGCCGCAGCAGCAGCCGCAGCAGCAGCAGCAGCAGCCGCAGCAGCAGCAGCAGCAGCAACAGCAGCAACAGCAGCAGCAGCAGCAACAGCAGCAGCAGCAGCAGCAGCAGGCGGUCGCGGCGGUGGCGGCGGUGGGCCCGGCUGACGGCACCAAGCCGUGUCGCGAGUGUGGCAGCCGCAACCGCAAACCGGAUGUCCCGGCGACGGCGGCGCUGCUUGGCUCGUGCUGCUGCCACCACCACCUGGAUUUCGGCGCCGCCCACGGGCUGGGGCUGACUCAGCGCGGCGAUGGUGGCGGCGGCGACGCUGGCAGCUGCUGCCUGUGCGCCGUGAGCCGCGUGGCCGCGUCGUGCAAGGGCUGCGAGGCGGCGUGCCGGUUCCGGCGCGUCUCCGACCGGCAUGACGCCGCGAUCCACGUACACGGCUGCGAGGCAGUGGCGCUGCUGCUGCACCAGACGGAGUUCGAUGGCGGCGGCGGCGAUGCGGCGCAGCCGGAAUCGUGCCGUGCGGCACCAGUGCUCGACUCACCCAAGCCGUCGCCGACACCGCCGCCGCCGCUGCCGCCGCGUUUGCGGAUCGCCGGAUCCGGGCACGAAGGGAUCGGAGAGCCCGCCUCUCGCCGAGGUGGCGCCGCGCUUGCGCCACGAGGCGGCGGACGCACGGGCGGCGGGCGCCGUCCGCCCCGUGGCUCCUCCGCCGAAGGCCGGCGCGGAUCCCGGAGAACUCGCGCCGGACGGCCCGGCCGUGCGCGACCGCCGCUGCCCCUCGCCGGGCGGCGGCGUCGAGGGGGAGCCAUCGAGCCGCUUCCCGGUCGCGGCGCCUCCAGAUGCGGGAUUGACGCCGCGACGUCCGGCGAGCGCCGGCAAGAGGUCGAGCGAGAGGUCGUCGGGCUCCCCCGGACGGCCGAGAGCGCGCGGAGAUGCCGGGGCCCCCGUCCCCAAGCCCAGACGUCUGGUGCCGACACCUCGCUUCCCAGACAGGGCCACGGAGAGCGUGGCCUCCGACGAAACGGGUCGCGACGACGACCGGCGGCCUCGCCCGCGGGCGGACGAGGCCGCGGCACGGAAGCCGGAAGGCGCCGCCGGCGCCGUCGAGCUGCAUUCUCUCCCGCAGCUUGGCGCGCCGACGCCGACGGAAUGGCCGCAGGGUGGCUCGACGGCGCGGAAUAUCGCGGGCGUGGACGCCGGCGGAGAAAUGGCGAGCGGCGGAAGCCGGUCCCCGGCAGAACGCCCCGGCGACGGGCGCCGUCGGUCGGCGACGUGCCAAAACGAACCCCGGCCUCCCGUCAGAGAACGGGCAGCGUUUGACGCGCACGUCACGCCAGGAGAUGCGGCAACCGAGCUGGGCCGGAGGCUCCGGCAACACGAGAAGGACGCGGAGCGGACGACCGGUGCCUCCGCCGCUCAAACCGAAGCGGGGAGGAGGAAAUGUCCGGUCGCCGGCGCCCGGCACGGCCGCGGAGUUGGAGCGAGCCCAGCGGGACAGCGACACGGACUGGGUGGCGACGCGGAGGGGCGCCGGCGGCGGCGGCAGCGGUGGCGGCGCCGGCCACUCGAUAGACCGGAGGCGGCCGAACUUUGGGCCUCCUCCCCCGCCGACGCUCCCUCCCAAGAAGGAACAUCCGAAGGGGCGACGACGUGGGCCGGAAGAGCUCCCGGGCGGCGGAGGCGGCGGCUUGCCUCAAGGACAUCCC
Messenger RNA from Lethenteron reissneri (Far Eastern brook lamprey), 3049 nucleotides. Its product is annotated as mushroom body large-type Kenyon cell-specific protein 1-like. Gene Ontology annotation, biological process: nuclear polyadenylation-dependent snRNA catabolic process; nuclear polyadenylation-dependent rRNA catabolic process; nuclear polyadenylation-dependent CUT catabolic process. The record is from RefSeq and is a predicted model, not a curated record. Gene Ontology annotation, cellular component: TRAMP complex. Gene Ontology annotation, molecular function: RNA binding. NCBI's taxonomy places the organism in Eukaryota, Metazoa, Chordata, Hyperoartia, Petromyzontiformes, Petromyzontidae.